This is a messenger RNA of Sinocyclocheilus rhinocerous, 2538 nucleotides long. Its product is annotated as choline/ethanolaminephosphotransferase 1-like. Gene Ontology annotation, cellular component: endoplasmic reticulum membrane; Golgi apparatus. The record is from RefSeq and is a predicted model, not a curated record. The coding region runs from base 123 to 1403 and encodes 426 amino acids. The transcript has 10 exons. Gene Ontology annotation, biological process: phosphatidylethanolamine biosynthetic process. Lineage: Eukaryota; Metazoa; Chordata; Actinopteri; Cypriniformes; Cyprinidae. Gene Ontology annotation, molecular function: ethanolaminephosphotransferase activity; diacylglycerol cholinephosphotransferase activity.
UAUCAAGCUGACGUCAUCCUCCAGAUUUAAUGGGCUGUUAAUAAUCUUAUAAAUAGAGUUAACUGAUCUAAUCCCAUAAUUUCAUUGUGGAUUCAACGCUCACCACGCCCACGCAGAGAAACAUGAGCUCACACAAGAGACCUGUCCGGGCUCGGCCCGAUUCAGACAACAAUUUCUCCGUGGCCCGUGACCUGAACGCACCAGGUGUGGAAGAGGGCCCCGGUCUCCUGGCCAAGCUGAUGGAGCUUCCCGUAGCCCGUCUGUCCCGGCAGCAGCUCAAAAGGCUGGAGGAGCAUCGGUACAGCAGUGCGGGACAGUCCCUCCUGGAGCCCUUCAUGCAGGGAUUCUGGUGCUGGCUGGUGAGCAAAGUGCCUCUCUGGAUGGCGCCGAACCUCAUCACCAUAGUGGGACUCGCUACUAAUAUUAUCAGUACUCUGAUACUGGUAUACUACUGCCCUACUGCCACCGAACAGGCACCAACGUGGGCAUACUUGGCCUGUGCUUUGGGUCUGUUCAUCUAUCAAUCAUUGGAUGCCAUAGAUGGAAAGCAGGCACGAAGGACCAACAGCAGCACACCACUUGGAGAGCUCUUUGACCAUGGCUGUGACUCCCUCUCUACAGUGUUUGUGGUCCUGGGCUCCUGUAUAGCAGUGCAGCUGGGCACUCACCCUGACUGGAUGUUUUUCUGUUGUUUUGUGGGCAUCUUCAUGUUUUAUUGUGCCCACUGGCAGACGUAUGUUUCUGGAACGCUGCGCUUUGGCAUAAUUGAUGUGACUGAGGUUCAAAUCUUCAUUAUAAUCAUGUACUUACUGGCUGCCAUUGGAGGAACAGCUUUUUGGCAAUCUGUGAUCCCUGUGAUAAAUAUCCAGAUUAAAAUAAUACCGGCCGUUUGCACUCUUCUGGGUGCCAUUUUCUCCUGCACAAACUAUUUCCGGGUUAUAUUUACAGGCGGAAUGGGCAAAAAUGGAUCUACUAUUGCGGGAACAAGCGUUUUGUCUCCAUCCUUCCAUAUAGGAGUGGUAAUCACACUUGCUCUAAUGAUCUAUAAGAAGUCAUCAGUGCAGCUAUUCGAGAAACGUCCCUGUCUCUACAUCUUAGCGUUUGGAUGUGUCUCAGCCAAACUCACCAACAGACUGGUGGUUGCUCAUAUGACAAAGAGUGAAAUGCAUCGUAACGACCUGGCCUUCACCGGACCAGCGCUGCUGUUUCUGAACCAGUACUUCAACAGUUUCAUCAAUGAGUACUGUCUUCUGUGGGUCGCUCUGGUGCUGUCAGCGUUCGAUCUGGUGCGGUACUGCGUGAGUGUCUGUAACCAGAUCGCCACACACUUAAACAUCCGUGUGUUCAGCAUCCAGCCUCCGUCUCCAUCCAGAGUUCAGGCAGACAGCAGAAAUCACCACUAACCUCGCGUCCCCUCUCCCACAAACACCUCCAGUAGGUCACGCACUUCAGUGAAUGUAAAACACAGCUCACAGAGACCGAGCCCAAAUGGCUGCAGUUAUGAACUUUGUUCUCAUAAUGAAGAGCGAGGAUAUUUGAAGGAUGAAAGGGAAUAUUAAACAGAAUAUACAUCCUACGGUUAGAACGACAUUCAGUUGUCAGUAUUUUGUUGUUAGAUGACCGAUUUUGUUUGCCAUAGAAAGAUUUGCCACAGAGGCCACAACUAUGAAUGUUUAAAAAAAAUUAUUUUACAGUUUAAAUGUUUGUUUUGUUUCUGUUCAUUUUGUUUUGUUUUGCACCAAGUAUUUUGCCCAGCAGUGUAGAAUUCAUUCCAUUAACAGACAACAAUCCAUCUGAAUGUAAUUUCGUAAUUACAGAACGCUAUAGGCGUUAACUGGAAACUUUCCAGCCGUUCACUUCAAAAUGAAAUGUCAAAAUUGAAACUUAAACGCCAGUAUCACUGUUGCCAGUAUAAUUUUUCUUUCUAUGCAUUUGUUACUUUGUGUUUGUAGUGUUUUGAAGGGGAUUAUUAUUAUUAUUAUUGUUAUUUAGGUUUGCCAAUGUCACUAAAUGAUAAAAACUGUAUUAUAAACAGUAUUUUGAUAGUGCUGUAUUUUCCUAAUAAUAACUGGGGCCAAGAUAGACAUCUAGAAUGGUUAUAAGUGAGUUACACUGUACAUAUAUGAACCCUUAAUAACAGACAUUAAAACCUAAAAAUCAGUGUUUGUGGUCUAAAUACUUUAGUUAAUGUGAACCUGUGCUAAUUUAUUUUUGUGCCUUUUAUUUGUCACUGUCGGUAUACUCCUCUAUGCACAGUAAAAGUUGGACUCAGCGAUUUUGAUAUUUUUUUAACCUCUUGUGUAAACCAUAUUUUGUUUGUAAGCAUCAUACUCAACAAGGAUGCAAUUUCAUAUUCCUGCAUGUUGCGUUAUUAAAUUAGCAAUCUGAAAUCAGUCAUUAUAUAUAUUUUACCUUCAUGCCAAUUUGUUUUUAGAGAAAACUGGAUUUUUUGACAGAAUUAUAUUGCAAAACAAUAGACAUUAAAGCCCCGUUCACACCAAGAACGAUAACUAUAAAGAUAACGAUAUUAGCGUCCAC